CCCCCCCCCCCCCCCUUUCUGAGGGUCUUUCCCGGCAGACGCCACAUGGCUGGCGGAGUCUCUGAGGAAUUAAAAGUUGGGUGAAUCCGAGGACAUGGGGAAACAUGCCGGGGGCGGGGCUCAUUUGGGCGGGGCCAUGCACGUCUCCUGUACCAGGCCUGCCCCUGCCCUCGGGGUCUCCGGUCUUAUUAAUGGGAGUGGCCACAAGGGAGUCGAUGGGCUCACAGGCCACCUCCCAGAGUGGGGGAUGACUCCUGGAGCCCUCUGGAGUCUGCGGCAGAGAAUGGAAGCCCGCAGGGGAGUGGGAGGGGCGGGGCUGCUUGCUGGGGAAGACCCCAGUGCGGAGGCUGCCUCGGACUCCCACUUGGUGACCUCGGGCACGUGCUCCGUUCUGGUUAUUCCCGUUUCAGGCGUUCACAGCAAUCACUCAGUAAAUGCUUGUUCAUUUUCCGACCAUCGCUCACUGUCCCAUGAACGAGGUCACGGCCCGCUCGGCUCCGGCAUUUGGGGGGGGGUCACAGGGCACAUCCUCGGGCACCGGGAGAGCGGCCUCUGCGCAGGCGCCCAGUCAGCGCUGACUAAGGGCCAGCUCCCCUUCAGGGAGAGGAGGAGCGCCGGGUCCGGAGUCAGGAGAAACCAAGUCCCAGGGCGGCCUGGGGAGACCUGCCUCGCUCCCUCCGCAGAGAGGCAGAAGCUGUGAAGAAAACCCGCCGGGAGCAGUCCCGGAUGCCCGCGUCGGAGAGCCGCUCUGCCGGGUGGCCAGUGCCGGGUGCGGGGCCCAGAGGGCCUUCUGCGGGCGCCCAGAGCCGCGGGCUUUGUGCAGUGGGGGCGGCAGAGGCUCCCCUUUAGGGAAGGCUGCGGGGGCGGACCCCCGGGGGCUGGCGGACCCCGCCCCCACUUCCCCCCCCCCCAUCCCCGCGGGCUGCCGCACUGGCUGCCAGAGAAGGGGCGGAGGGGAGAACUGGGGGCCGGUCAGAUGGGCGGGGCCUGGCAGGGACCCCUGGGUUGGGAGCCCGAGGGACUCGACAGUAACGGGGGCGUCUGUUUUCAAGAGGCCCUUUGUCCCGUUGUGGACCUGGCGAGCUGACCACGUCUAGGGGACUCCCAGCCCCGGCGGCCAGCGGCGGGCGGGGGAGCAUUAAAUCCCCCAGAGCGGGGAGGGGCAGAGGGGCCGGCCCCCGCCCGGGGUCAGGAUCCCGCAGAGGAGCCGGGGCAGGAGCGCUCUGAGAGGGAGGCGGGCAGCCGGGAGAGGCGCCCCCAGAGCUCCGGCCGACAGGGGGCGGGCCUGACCGGUGACGUCACCAGGCCCCGCCUCCGGAGCGGUGUCCCUCCCGGGCUGCCGUAGCCAGUUUCUGCCCCAGCCGGCAAACAUGGAAGCCGCCGAGCCGAGGCCGCCCUUGGGGUCGGCUUCUGAGAACGAAGACGAGAACAUCCUCUAUGACCUGCUGGUCAACACCGAGUGGCCGCCGGAGACGGAGGUGCAGCCCAGAGGCCCCAGGAGACACGGAGCAUCCUUUAUCAUCACCAGAGCCAUCACAGGGCCCCUGCACUUCCUGCGGCAGUACAUCUGGUGCAGCCCUACCACGUUUCUGCUCCCCGACGGACUGGUGCGCUUGGUCAACAAGCAGAUAAGCUGGCACCUGGUGCUCGCCAGCAAUGGCAAGCUGCUGGCCGCUGUUCAGGACCAGUGUGUGGAGAUCAGGUCUGCCAAGGACGACUUUACCUCCAUCAUUGGGAAGUGCCAAGUUCCCAAGGACCCCAGCCCCCAGUGGAGGCGCGUGGCCUGGAGCUACGACUGCACCCUGCUGGCGUACGCCGAGAGCACGGGCACCGUGAGGGUGUUUGACCUCAUGGGCAGCGAGCUCUUCUUCAUCCCUCCGGCGCCCGGUUCUCCGAGAGAUCUCAGCUACGCCGUUGCUGGGCUGAUCUUUUUAGAGUACAAGGCAAGUGCCCAGUGGUCCGCGGAGCUCCUGGUCAUCAACUACCGGGGAGAGCUGAGAAGUUACCUCGUGAGCGUGGGCACCAACCAGAGCUACCAGGAGAGCCACAGUUUCAGCUUCAGUGGCCACUACCCCCACGGAGUCAACACCGCCAUUUACCACCCAGGCCACAGGCUGCUGCUGGUGGGCGGCUGUGAGACCGAGGAGGCGGGCCCCUCGGAAGCCCGUGGCUGCGGCCUCUCCGCUUGGAGAGUCUUGUCCGGUUCGCCCUAUUACAAGCCGGUGAGCUGCAGCGGGGACGGCCUUGCCGUGGUACCGAAGAGACUGGGGCUGCUGAGGAUCUUCAAUGUGAAGCUUUACAGCCGACAGGGACAAGAGCAGGACGGGAUCUACAAGAUGAGCCUCUCUCCCGACGGGACGAUUCUGGCCGCCAUCCACUUCUCCGGAAAGCUGAGCUUCUGGGCCAUCCCAUCUCUCCGACAGCUCAGGGAAUGGCGCCAGGAAGAGCAGCCGGGCUAUGAUGCAAUCAACCCCAACUGGAGAUUCUCCACUGAGAAAAGGAAGAAAAUUAAAGAUAAGGAGUCCUAUUACCCGCUGAUCGACGUCAGCUGGUGGGCGGGCAACGCCGUGACCCUGGCGCGCUGCUCGGGCGCCCUGACCGUGUCCUCGGUGAAGACCCUGAAGAACUUGCUGGGGAAAUCGUGCGAGUGGUUCGAGCCCUCCCCCCAGGUGACCGCGGCCCACGACGGUGGCUUCUUGAGCCUGGAGUGUGAGGUCCGGCUGGCCGCCAAGAGGCCCCGCAUGGAGGCCCGGCCGGGGGAGGGCGAGGAGGCCGACGGGGACUCGGACUCGGAGGACGAGACGUCCGCCAGGGCCCGCUACUUCAGCUACCUGCAGCAGGGCCUCUACUUCGUGACGGAGAUGGAGCGCUUCGCCCCCCCGCGGAAGCGCCCGCGCGCCCUCACCAAGAGCUACCGUCUGGUCAGCCUGCGGUCCACCACGCCCGAGGAGCUCUACCAGCGCAAGAUCGAGAACGAGGAGUACGCGGAGGCCUUGUCUCUGGCGCAGGCCUACGGGCUGGACACGGACCUGGUCUACCAGCGGCAAUGGCGGAAGUCCAGCGUCAACGUGGCCUCGAUUCAGAACUACCUGAGCAAGAUCAAGAAGCGCGCCUGGGUUCUCCACGAGUGCCUGGAGAGAGUCCCCGAGAACGUGGAGGCCGCCAAGGAGCUGCUGCAGUACGGCCUGAAGGGCACCGACCUCGAGGCUCUUCUGGCCAUUGGCAGGGGCGAGGACGACGGCAGGUUUAUCCUGCCUGGGGAGGCCGACGUGGCCGAGGUGCCUUAUGCGGACCUGCUGUCGCCCGCGGGAGAGGCUGAAAGCGCGGAGGGCAGCGCGCCCGGGCGCCCGGAUCUCCUCCGGCUGGUGAACUUCGGGCAGCUGACGCUGGAGCAGAAGGAGCUCUGCCGCUGCCGCCUGAAGCUGCUGACCUACCUGGACCGGUUGGCCACGUACGAGGAAAUCCUGGCCGUGCCCCAGGUGGCCGAGCCCAGCUACGACCCCGAGUUCUUCAAGAGGUUCAGAAACCAGAACAUCGUCCUCUCCGCGAGAACCUACGCCCGGGAGAGCAACGUCCCGGCGCUGGGCAUCCUCUUCACCUACCACGGGGCCGAGCUGCUGGCGCACCGCCUGGCCGUGCUCUCCAACUUCCCAGAGACCACCUCUCCGCACGAGUACGCGGCCCUGCUCCCCGAAGCCCGCGUCGUUGCCGGUUCCUUGGCCAUCGUCCCGUGGCAUGAGCAGAAACACCGGGAGAAGGAUUGGUGCGAGGAGCCGCAGUGCAGGAUGGUGGUGGAGCCGAGCCCCCCCGACGAGGGGGGCUUCCUGUACGAGGCGCAGCCCGAGCUGCUGAGGUACCGCACCGCCCGCCCCUCCAUAGAGCUGGUCACCGACUGGUACUGCGCCCGGGGCCAGGAGAUCGAGCUCUAUGCCCGCCAGGUGGACUGCGCCCUGUCCCUCAUCCGCCUCGGGAUGGAGAGGAACGUUCCUGGUCUCCUGCGGCUCUGCGACGACCUGGUGACCCUGGAGACCCUGGUGUACGAGGCGGGCUGCGACCUCACCUUGACCUUGAGGGACCUCCAGCAGAUGAAGGCCAUUGACCAGCUGCGGCUCUUGAUGGACAGCUCUUCGGAGGAGAAGUACGUGACCAACGCCUACCAGUGGAUGGUCCCCCUCCUGCAUCGGUUCGAGAAGCGGUCCCCGGGCGCGGCGGGCCAGCUGCUCAAGGACUAUUUGGUGGCCGUGGCCCAGGGGGACCUCCGGCCGGCCCUGAAGAUAUUCCAGCAUUCCAAACCGGACCUUCAGCAGAAAAUCAUCCCGGACCAGGACCAGCUGAUGGAGAUCGCCCUGGACUGCAUCUAUCAUUGCGAGCGCGACGACCAGCUCUCUUGUUGCUAUGACAUUUUGGAAUGCCUUCCUCAGAGAGGAUACGGACCUAAAAGCCCGGUGACGGCCGCUCUGCAUGACAAGGUGGACCAGCUGGAGCGGAUCCUCAGCGUGUCCGAGCUCCUGGAGAAGCACGGCCUGCAGAAGCCCGUGUCCUUUGUGAAAAACACCCAGGCGCACGCGGAGGAGGCGCGCAACCUGAUGGUCCGGCUGACCAGGCACACGGGGCGCAAGCAGCCCCCGGUCAGUGAGUCCCAUUGGAAGAUGUUGCUGCAGGACAUGCUGGCCAUGCAGCGGACGGUCUACACGUGCUUGGAGCCAGAGACUUGCUAUGAGAUCUUCACAGAGAGCCUCCUGUGCUCCAGUCGCCUGGACACGUUGCACUUGGCGGGCCAGCUGAUGCAGUGCAGCGCCGGCGGGGGCCCGGGCAGCGGCCCCCCCAAGGCGAAGGCGCCCUUCAGGGUCGGCUACGAGAAGAGCGUGGCCCUGGUGCUGGCCGCCAGCCGGGAGUACUUCAACUCCUCCACCAACCUCGCCGACAGCUGCAUGGACUUGGCCAGGGCCUGCUUGCAGCUGAUCACCGAUUGUCCGCCGGCCGUUCAGGAGGAGCUGGAUCUCAUUCGCGCCCUUGGGUACCUCGAAGAGUUUGGGGUGAAGAGCCUUCCCUUGCAAGUGCGCCUGUGCCCAGACCGCCUCGGCCUCAUCAGGGAGUGCAUCGCCCAGGCCCCGACCUGCUACCGGCAGUCCGCCAAGCUCCUGGGACUGGCCGCCCUGCUCCAGGUGGCAGGGGAGGACCAUGAAGAAAGGAAGGGACAGGUUUUGGUGCUUUUGGUCCAACAAGCUCUUCAUUUCCAGGAUUACAAAGCUGCGAGCAUGCACUGUCAGGAGCUGAUGGCGGCAGGCUACUCUCCAAGCUGGGACGUCUGUAGUCAGCUGGGACAGUGUGAAAGCUUCCAGGACUUGGCCGCUCGCCAGGAGCUCAUGGCUUUUGCCCUGACACAUUGUCCUCCCAGUUCUAUCGAAUGUCUUCUGGCAGCAAGCAAUUCUCUCCAGACAGAAAUUCUUUAUCAGAGGGUGAAUUUCCAGAUGUGUCCAUCGGAAGGAGGAGAAAAUCCCAUAUUGCCGGCACAGUGUCUUAACAAGGGGCCUCUGGAGGAGGAGGCCGGGCCCCCCAGCAGCCACUCGGGGGACCUGCUGCACUGGACCACGGCCACCACCAGGAAGGUCCUCUCCAACACGGGCACGACCACCAGGGCCGUGCUGCACGCCGUCAGCGACGGGCAGUGGUGGAAGAAGUCCCUGGCGUACCUGCGGCCCUUGCAUAGCCAAGACUUCUGCGACGUUUAUGGCCGGGGCGCGGGCGCCAACGCGGACCUGGAGAAGCAGGGCUGCCAUCCCUUCUACGAGUCCCUGCUGGCCAACCCCUUUGUCUCCGAGGCCGAAGUCACCUACACCGCGUACCAGCACGCGGGCGCCGAGAGCUUCGCCGAGGUCCUGCUGCGGACGGGCAAGCUCGCGGAGACCAGGAGCGAGGGCGACGGCGGCUUCCCGACCACCGAAGUCCUCCUCCGGCUGGCCAGCGACGCUUUCCCCCACGACAUGACCCUGGCCCUGGCCUAUCUGCUCGCGCUGCCGCAGGAGGCGGACGCCAACAAGUGCUUCGAGAAGCAGGCGCCCUCGGCCCUGUGCCUGCAGCUGGCCGCCCUCUACUACAGCCUGCACGUCUACUCCCUGCUGCUCCCCUGCUUCCGGGGCAGCUGCCACCCGCUCUACAGGGCCGACCCCAGCGAGCUCAUCCGCACGGUCACCGAGUACGUGUCCGGCCUGGACGGCCGGGCCUGGCCCGAGGAGCUGGCGGGGCUGGUGCGGCAGCUGGCCUUCUACCACGGGCGGCUGCUGGACCUCACCCAGGCCCAGCUGCUCCAGGGCCUGCGCAAGGGCGUGGACGUGGCCCGCUUCGCCGCCGACGACCAGUACAAGAGGGAGACCAUCCUGGGCCUGGCCGAGACCCUGGAGAGCAACGUCUACAACGUGGCCCUCUCGCUGGCCCAGCGCUACAACGUGCCGCGCUGGGAGCUUUACAUGACCCACCUGGAGUUCCUCUUCACCGACAGCAGCUUGUCCACGGCAGAGAUCGAGGGCCGGGCCCAGGACCUCGGCCUCUUCGAGACCCUGAAGGCCGAGCCCGAGCUCUUCCACGAGCGCAUGGCCAAGUACGUGUACCCGGGCAUCGGGGGCACCGACCACGAGCGGCUGCUCUACUUCUUCAGCCUGCUGGCCGCCUGCGGCUGCCCGGCCUUCGGGAGGCCGCCCAUCCCGCCCGACACCCACGUGCGGCUGCUGAAGAAGCUGAAGGUGGUGGCGGCAGGUCUGAAUUACAAGAAGCUGACGGACGGGACGGCCCCGCCCCUGGAGGCGCUGGAGCCCGUGCUCACCAGCCACAACGUCCUCUCCAUCUCCAAGCUGGCUCCGCGGAUCCCCGAGCCCGACGGCUCCGCGCUCUCCCCCAGCUCCCUCUACACCGUCUGGUUGCAGAAGCUCUUCUGGAAGGGAGACCCUCAGCUCUGCAGGGAAGCCCCCAGGUCCGCGGCCGACUGGCUCCACGCCUACGACGCCUGCGCCAAGUACUUCGACCGCCUCCACCCGGGCGACCUCCUCGCCGUGCUGGACGCCAUGACGUUUUCUCCGAAGGCGCUGACCGAGCUGACCGUGGAUUCCCGCACGGAGAUGACCAGGAGGGCCAUCGGCACGGUCAAGCAUUUCAUCGAGAAGCGCAGGAAGAAGCACCCGGAGCGCGAUUCCGAGGACCCCACGGCCUGCGCCGGCCCCUACGAGGACGCCCUGAGACACCUGGAGCAGUCCCUGGCUCACCUGCAGACGCUGCACCACAGCUUCGUCGCCUCCCUGAGGAGCAGCGAGCAGGACGCGCUGCAGCGCUACGCCGACCGCUACGACCUCUCCCGGUCCGAGAGGGCCAAGGUCGAGGAGCAGGCCGUCGCCAUGUGUCUGGACGGGCAGCCGCUAGCCAUGGUGCAGCAGCUGCUGGAGGUGGCCGUCGGCCCCUUGGACCUCACCGCCAAGAUGGUCGUCCGCGGCGCAGUCGGGCGCGUGCUGUCCCUGCUGAGUGGCGGAAGCCCUGACCCGCCAGUGCCCAGUGACCCGCCAGUGCCCGGCGACCCGCUGCAGGUCCUGGAGAGCAUCAUUUCUUCGGUGCACGCAAGUGUGGAGAAGGGGGAAAACCUCCUCUCGUCCGAUGACCUGCUGGAGUGGUUCCGGCCCUUCUGCGCCGACGACACCUUGCCCGUCAAGCCGCGGGUCCAGGUCUUGCAGAGCAUGGAGCGCUCCUUCCGUCUCUCUGACGAGGACAGAAAGCUCCUGGUCUUCUUCCGCACAGAGGCCAUUCUCAAGGCCACCUGGCCCCAGACACAGGUCUCCGUCGCCGACAUUGAGAGCGAGCAGGGACGUUCCGCCCUCUUCUUGGGCCUCCUGGAGGCCAGUCACGAGCGCGUGGAGUUUCAGCACCUGGCGCUGCUCCUGCAGGCCUGGCCUCCCAUGAAGAGCCUGAGCCCGAGCGGCCAGGACCGCGGCCCAUGGGUGGAGCUGGCGGCCGUGAUGCUGUCCCGGUGCACGGCGGAGAACAAGGAGGCGCUGGGCCAGGACGUGCUGGCGCUCUGCCGCUCUCUAUACCGUACCCCGCAGAUGCUCCCGCCGGAGUGUGUGAAGGAGCUGGCUUUGCUGCUGCUCAACCAGAGCCUCCUGCUCCCAGCCCUGAAGCUGCUGCUGGAAAGCCGGGACGCAGACCUGCAAGCCCUGGCCCUGGAGCAGAUCGCAGCCGUGGCCCAGGUGGAUGACUCCAGCUGUGACCCCGAGCUCCUCUCCCUGCUCCUGGACGCCAAGUUGGCGGUGAGAUGCAUUUCCACUCCCUUUUUUCGGCCCCUCGUCGACCACCUCUUGGCCCACCAGAGAGACGGUUCCUGGUCCGUGGACGAGACGGCGCGUCAGCUGCGGGAGGCGGGCCACAGCGUGGAGGCUGGCUCGCUGCUGCUGGCCUCGCGGGGGGUCUACAGCGCCCUUCGCACCUUCAGCGCCGCCCUCGGCGCUGCCCAGGACUGGGUAUGAAGCUUUCCCUCGGGCCUCUGCCCGCCCGUGGCCAAUGGAGCAAUUCUCUGCGAGACAAACCCUGCGGCCAGAAACUGUGCAGUCCUUUUCCUUGCCCCGUCCCUGCCCUCCCCAAGCCCUGCAAAUAAAGCUGGAUGUCCCCAGUGAGCUGGGAUGGUCA
Molecule: messenger RNA, 8664 nt
Organism: Antechinus flavipes (yellow-footed antechinus)
Lineage: Eukaryota; Metazoa; Chordata; Mammalia; Dasyuromorphia; Dasyuridae
Gene: NBAS
Product: NBAS subunit of NRZ tethering complex
Exons: 52
Coding region: 1371-8504 (2377 amino acids)
Biological process (GO): retrograde vesicle-mediated transport, Golgi to endoplasmic reticulum
Cellular component (GO): endoplasmic reticulum membrane; Dsl1/NZR complex
Molecular function (GO): SNARE binding
Source: RefSeq, a predicted model, not a curated record